Messenger RNA from Saccharomyces kudriavzevii IFO 1802, 1557 nucleotides. RefSeq names its product Art10p (gene ART10). Bases 1 to 1557 code for a protein of 518 amino acids. The transcript has a single exon. Lineage: Eukaryota; Fungi; Ascomycota; Saccharomycetes; Saccharomycetales; Saccharomycetaceae. The record is from RefSeq and is a predicted model, not a curated record.
AUGGCUCCAAAAAUAACAAUAUCCUUGAAUCCGCCGUAUAAUGGGGAAUUUUACAGUUCAAAUGACCAGCUGUCAGGAGCAGUUAACCUUCAGAUAACAAAGUCAUUGUCUAUAAGGAAAAUUACCGUCAUUUUGAAAGGGUUCUCAGAGACUCUAACGAAGAUUGACCAAGAGUACAUGUUUCAACAGAAUGCUAUGAUGAUGCCCGGUCAAGAUAACAAAUCCUUUCAUACAUUAAUGAAAUUUGAACAAAGAGUCUUUCCUCCGGAUAAUGUAUGGAAUGCCCUUGAUGGAUCCUCCAAACCAUUCAAAGUUAAGCCAGGUUCGUACGACUACAAAUUUCAAUUUGAUAAGUUUCCUAACAAACCUGAGUGCCUGAAAAAUCAUACAGCAAAGACAAUAGCAUUUGUAACAAGAAGUAAUGCACGGUUACCACCGACGUUUAAUAGUUAUUGGCAAGAAUUCAACAAGAUCGAUAAUUUGGAUUUAUAUUUCUAUUCUUUUGGCAAGGUCAUUUAUAUGGCGCAGGUGCAAAUAGAACUAGGAAAAUCUUCAGCUUGGUUUAAGCCUUUCCAUAAAUUGAUAAGGGAAAUUAAAACUUUUGAGUUCAUACCUGAACCGAAGGACCUUAUUAUAGAACCUGACGAGGAGGAUGAUGAGGAACCUAAUAGUUGCGGUAAUAAUAAUAGAUUCAACAGCAUCGCCAUGAAUAAUGAGUUUUUCAAUAAUUCAAAUUUUAAAGUUCCAUCAAAGGACGUGAGAGUUGUUAACGGAGUCGGAUACAUAAAAAGUGACAGGAACUUCUCUCAGGCCAGUUCUAUAUUAGUAGAAGAUGGAAACAUAAGAGCGAGGCCUGCAUCUUCAGUGGCUUCAACGAGGCAAUCUUCCCGCAUGGCAAACGGUGCGAAAGUUUUCUCAUCCAUCUAUAAAAUAGGACUCCCUGAUGGGAAAAGUAGCAUGAGAGUGGAAGUUAGAAGUCGAGGUUUGAAGCAGAUGUACAGAAAAGACUACUUGUUCAAGUCAGGCAGCCAAAAUUUCGACGGGGUAUAUCUAGUCUUAGAAGGGAAUAUGGCAAGCCUGAGCAAGAUGCAAAUUGUACCACGUAAACUUCAACUGAAUCUGUUAGAGACUACGACAUAUUUAUCACAAGGUAUAGCGAAUGGAAACUACUCAUCUUUGAAACUCAUUGAACUUGAUUUAAAUCAGCUAAAAUCCAAUAAGCCUCUUUUAAACUGGAAUGAACUACGAGAAACCUCGGAUGGUUCCAUGUAUGAGUGUGAACUACGAUUAAAGGAAAAUCCCAUUUUGAAAAAGGUGGUGUUCAAUGAGGAGGAUUAUAGACACCGUGGGAACAGAUUGUACAGUUUCAAGACAUGUACAAUAAAGAGAAUAUUUAGUUUUCAGCUGAUGAUCGAAUGGGAGAUUAAUGGAGUUACGAAACAAACUGAAGUAAAUAUUAAUCCUGUUCAAAUCUUUUGUCAAGUAAGAGAGCAUAUUGAGGCAGAAGCGUUGCCUAGAUAUGUGCCCCCACCAACAUAUACGGAAAUGGCAACGUAA